Molecule: messenger RNA, 1735 nt
Organism: Carcharodon carcharias (great white shark)
Lineage: Eukaryota; Metazoa; Chordata; Chondrichthyes; Lamniformes; Lamnidae
Gene: dldh
Product: dihydrolipoamide dehydrogenase
Exons: 14
Coding region: 25-1560 (511 amino acids)
Cellular component (GO): oxoglutarate dehydrogenase complex; mitochondrion
Molecular function (GO): flavin adenine dinucleotide binding; dihydrolipoyl dehydrogenase (NADH) activity
Source: RefSeq, a predicted model, not a curated record
AGGGUGGUGAAGCGUUUCCGGGUUAUGGCAGGGACGAUGCGGAGCUGGAGUCUGAUGUCUCGGCAAUUGCUCAAGACUGGACAUGCUUGCCGCAGACUUCAAGGCCUUACAGCAGUCACGCUGCGGACCUAUGCCGAUGUUGCACCAGUUGAUGCAGAUGUCACAGUGGUGGGCUCAGGGCCAGGAGGAUAUGUCGCUGCCAUUAAGGCUGCACAGUUGGGAUUUAAGACUGUCUGUGUGGAAAAGAACAAUACAUUGGGUGGGACGUGUUUGAACGUGGGAUGUAUCCCCUCCAAAGCUUUGCUGAAUAACUCCUACCUCUAUCACUUGGCCCAUGGGAAAGACUUUGCCAGCAGAGGGAUUGAAAUCACAGGAAUGAAUCUUAACCUGGAGAAGAUGAUGGAACAAAAGAAUAAUGCAGUGAGGUCAUUGACUGGUGGAAUUGCCCAUUUAUUUAAACAAAAUAAGGUGACACAUGUUCAAGGACACGGGAAGAUUACAGGAAAAAGCCAGGUUACAGCUCACUGCAAUGAUGGCAGCACACAAAUCAUCAACUCCAAGAACAUCCUUAUUGCCACAGGGUCAGAGGUUACACCUUUCCCUGGGAUUCAGAUUGAUGAAGAGACAAUUGUGUCUUCAACGGGAGCCUUAUCAUUGAAGCAAGUUCCUGAGAAGUUGGUGGUUAUUGGUGCUGGUGUCAUUGGUGUUGAAUUGGGCUCUGUGUGGCAGCGCCUUGGCUCUGAAGUGACAGCUAUUGAAUUCUUGGGACAUGUUGGAGGAAUUGGCAUUGACAUGGAGAUCGCAAAGAAUUUUCAGCGCAUUCUUCAGAAGCAGGGUCUGAAGUUUAAACUCAACACAAAAGUUACUUCAGCAACUAAGAGACCUGAUGGAAAGAUUGAUGUUUCUUUUGAAGCUGCAACUGGUGGAAAGGCAAAUGUGAUCACUUGUGAUGUGUUGCUGGUGAGCAUUGGGCGUCGCCCUUUCACUGACAAUCUGGGUCUACAGGAGAUGGGAAUUGAAGUCGACAAAAGGGGUCGAAUACCAGUCAACAGUCGCUUCCAGACAAAAAUUCCAAAUAUCUUUGCCAUUGGGGAUGUGAUAGCUGGCCCCAUGCUGGCUCACAAGGCUGAAGAUGAGGGGAUAAUCUGUGUGGAGGGAAUGGCUGGAGGAGCUGUACACAUUGACUAUAACUGUAUCCCAUCUGUUGUAUACACUCAUCCAGAGGUUGCUUGGGUUGGCAAGUCUGAAGAACAGUUGAAGGAAGAGGGUAUUCCGUACAAAAUUGGCAAGUUUCCAUUUGCUGCCAACAGCAGAGCUAAGACUAACAAUGAUACUGACGGUCUGGUAAAGAUUCUCAGCCAUAAAGAAACAGACAGAAUGCUUGGAGCACAUAUCCUUGGGUCUGGCGCUGGUGAAAUGAUCAAUGAAGCAACCCUCGCUAUGGAGUAUGGAGCAUCAUGUGAAGAUGUUGCCCGAGUUUGUCAUGCCCAUCCAACUGUUUCAGAAGCUUUCAGAGAAGCAAACAUAGCAGCGUCAUUUGGCAAAGCCAUUAACUUCUGAAAGAUUUGUGAUUUGUACAUAAACUGUAACUGGGUGUUUGAACUAUUGGUAACUUGACAUUGUGAUGAAAAAUGAAGUUAACUGUCUUUAAGCAAAAGUGUAAUAAACAAUUUGUUCGUCUAAUGAUGGCACAUCACUUGUAUUUUAACAGUAAUAAAACUGAGGGAAUGAUGUA